Messenger RNA from Guyanagaster necrorhizus, 462 nucleotides. RefSeq names its product winged helix DNA-binding domain-containing protein. The transcript has 3 exons. NCBI's taxonomy places the organism in Eukaryota, Fungi, Basidiomycota, Agaricomycetes, Agaricales, Physalacriaceae. The record is from RefSeq and is a predicted model, not a curated record. Bases 1 to 462 code for a protein of 153 amino acids. Gene Ontology annotation, biological process: regulation of transcription by RNA polymerase II. Gene Ontology annotation, molecular function: RNA polymerase II cis-regulatory region sequence-specific DNA binding; DNA-binding transcription factor activity, RNA polymerase II-specific.
AUGGACCUUAUUCAGGCGCGUCAUGGCUUGGCCACCACCUUGAAGCAGAUCGUUAGUAAACGAGUGCACUUGCAUUAUAGACAAGAGUCUAACACUCCUUGCCUUACACCACUAUCCGUCGUAAGACAAGCCAUUCUAUCUUCUCCAGAACAUCGUCUCAGCUUCUCAGAAAUAUACGACUGGAUCACGACGGUAUAUCCCUUCUUCAGUCCUGCAACAACGUCCUGGAAAAACAGCAUCCGACACACACUAUGCAGCUAUCAGUGUUUCCGAAAUGAGGCUCACGGUAUAUGGGCUAUAAACGAUGCGGAUUUGGAAAACUAUGGAAGCGGGUCUCUUCAGAAUCACGACUAUGGUUCUUCGAGGGUGGACAGCGUUAGGAAGAUCUCCGGUAGAAAAGAUGUGGGUACGACGACUGGUUCGGGAAAUGAUGAUCUGCCUAUCCCAAAAUUGAAGACUUGA